AUGUCAACCUGUCCACACAUAUCGUCAGCAUCACUCAGCCCACCUCGACCCAAUCAAUCUGUCUACAGGGAGGACUGCACACUCUGCUUCGACAGCAUCGACUCGCCCGAAGGCCUCGACGUCUGUCUGCAUUGCUUCAACGGAGGAUGUGCCACCGAACGCCAGCAUGCCGCAAAGCACGCUCGAGAAGCUAGUCACCCUUUAGCUCUCAACAUCAAGCGCACACGCAAGCAAAAGCACAGAGAUGAGCCGCCACAAAAGAUGUCGAAGCUGGCCAUCAAUGCCGAGACAGAGGAAGAUCGCUUUGACACCGUCUCGUCCGUCAAAUGUUUCGAGUGUGGCAACAAUGAUCUAGACAAGAGCCAGGGAACUCUCGCCGCCGUGGUUGACGGUGUGCUCAAGGCAAACACUUUCGCAAAGCAAGAGGAGGUCAAGGCAUGGGAGCAAGAGAUGGUUCCGUGUGAGCACACGCUGUGUUUAGAGCAAGAGGCUGCUCGCCAGAUCCAUUCGCAAGCUCUCGGUCACUGUUCUCAGUGCGAUCUGAACCAGAAUCUGUGGCUAUGUCUUACUUGUGGUAACCUGGGUUGCGGAAGAGCUCAGUUUGGUGGUGUUGGCGGCAACUCACACGGCGUGGCUCAUACCGAUUCUACUGGACACCCUGUCGCCGUGAAGCUAGGCUCUCUGACCGCCGAUGGUAACGCCGACAUCUACUGCUACGCUUGCAACGAAGAACGUACUGAUCCCGAACUUGUCGCCCAUCUUGCCCACUGGGGCAUCGACAUUGCUGGUCGCGAGAAGACGGAAAAGAGUUUGACAGAGAUGCAACUUGAGCAAAACCUACGUUGGGAAUUCAGCAUGACCAAUGAGGAUGGCAAGGAACUCAAACCUAUGUGUGGUCCUGGUCUUACUGGUCUGAAGAACCUUGGAAACAGCUGCUACCUUGCUAGUAUUGUCCAAAGCUUGUUCGCCAUGCCCGAAUUCGCCCAGCGAUACUACCGUCCUGACGAGAAGCUACCACCUACAUCGAACCCCGCUGAAGAUCUUGAGAUCCAGCUUCGCAAGAUGGCCGAUGGCCUACUCUCUGGACGUUAUGCUGUCCCCAACUCGGAUGUUAUCGCCUCAGAAGAUACUACAGAACAACCGCAUCAGAAGGGUCUGGCUCCUGCCAUGCUCAAGCAUCUUAUUGGCAGAGGCCACGAGGAGUUUUCUACUAUGCGCCAACAAGAUGCCUUUGAGUUCUUGCUUCAUCUGCUCAAGCUCGUCUCUCGCUCACAACGUGCCGCAAAGGACCACUACAAGGAUAUCUCAGACCCCAUUGACGCCUUCCGCUUCGUCAUGGAACAGAAGCUACAAUGCCUGAACUGCAACAAGGUCCGCUAUCGUCAAGACGAGGUUGAGAACAUCUCAGUGGCCGUGCCCAUUAAGCGUUUGCCCAAGGACACCAAGAUGGAAGGCGUGACUCCUGGACCUGAUGGCUCUGCGGAAAAGGAGGCCGAGGAGUUUGAGUCUGUGACUCUGCAACGUUGCUUAGAUGAGUUCACUGCACCAGAAGUGGUUGAGCUGAAUUGCAGUGCAUGUGGAGGCAAGAACUUCAGCAAGCAGUCCCUCUUCAAGACCUUCCCUACCGUCCUGGCCGUCAACGCUCGUCGCUUCGAAAUCGUGAAUUGGGUCCCUACCAAACAAGAUGUUCCCGUCAUUGUUGAUGAGGGUACUAUCGACUUCGAAGCUUACCGCAGCCAGGGUCAACAGCCUGGUGAAGAGCUCCUUCCCGACGAUGCCGCCGAUGCCAGUGCCGGAUCGAAUGCCUUCGUCCCCAACGAGGUUGCUCUGAGUAUGCUUGAAGCCAUGGGUUUCCCUCGAGUUAGAUGUGAGAAGGCACUCCAUGCUACUGGCAACACAGAUGCGGAGACAGCAAGCUUGUGGUUGUUUGAGCACAUGGAAGAUCCAGACAUUGACGAACCCAUGGACCUCUCAGGAGGAGCUAAUACUGGUGCCAGCGGCGCAGUCGAUCCCGAAAAGAUUGAGAUGCUUGGAAAUAUGGGCUUCGAACCACCUCAGGCACGCCAGGCAUUGAAAGAGACCAACGGUGACAUGGAGCGUGCAGUUGAAUGGCUGUUCAACCACCCUGAGGCGACAGGUGACUUUGGAGACGAGCAACAGGAUUCUGGUGACAAGGCUGAGCCAAAGGCAGCCGUGGAAGACAACAAGCCUGCCAAAUUUAAGCUUCAGUCCAUCGUAUGCCACAAAGGCAGCUCAAUUCAUGCUGGUCACUAUGUCGCUUUUAUCCGCAAGGAUCCUGGAUGGAUUCUGUUCAACGACGAGAAGGUUGCAUUGGGUGGAGAUGUUGACGAGAUGAAGAAGUUUGCCUACGUCUACUUCUUCCGCAGAGAAGCUGCGUAG
Messenger RNA from Aureobasidium melanogenum CBS 110374, 2400 nucleotides. Its product is annotated as ubiquitin thiolesterase. Gene Ontology annotation, molecular function: zinc ion binding; protein binding; cysteine-type deubiquitinase activity. Gene Ontology annotation, biological process: protein deubiquitination. The record is from RefSeq and is a predicted model, not a curated record. Lineage: Eukaryota; Fungi; Ascomycota; Dothideomycetes; Dothideales; Saccotheciaceae. The transcript is spliced from 3 exons. The coding region runs from base 1 to 2400 and encodes 799 amino acids.